GGUCGACUCCGGUGACCGGUCGGGGCCGCGCAAUGCGCGUUCUGUUGUUGGGACAUGGCCGUUGGGCCGGUUUGCUGCGGAGAUGUCUCCCGGCCUGGGUCCCAGCUCUGCCUGUGGCUUACAGCCGGCUCGCACAGGACACCGCGCUGAGACCAGUGGACCUUGCCUAUGAUGUAUUAGAUGGCAGAAAUACAGAAACUCCGUUGGUCUUCCUCCAUGGACUCUUUGGCAGUAAAUCAAACUUUAAUUCAAUAGCCAAGGCAUUGUCUCAGCGGACAGGCAGAAUGGUGGUGACAGUGGAUAACCGUAACCAUGGUGAUAGUGAACACAAUCCAGUGAUGACUUAUGAGGCAAUGAGCAUUGAUUGUCAGAAUUUGCUCAACAGUUUGCAGCUUCCAAAGUGUAUUAUGAUUGGCCACAGCAUGGGUGGCAAAAUUGCAAUGACAAUAGCGCUGCAAAAGCCAGAACUGAUCGAAAAGCUUGUUGUGGUGGAUGUCACUCCCAGUCAGACCACCUUGCAUACAUCUUUCCCAAAAUACAUUGUUGGCAUGAGGAAAAUAACUGUGGAUGGUGACUUGCCAAGGUCUACUGCACGAAAACAAGCUGAGCAACAGCUCCAACCAUACAUCAAGGAGGGCAACAUCAGACAGUUUCUCUUGACUAAUCUGGUGAAACAUGAUGGUCAAUAUAUUUGGAGGGUUAAUCUGGAGGCUGUUGCAAACCAAAUGGAUUGUCUUCUGAACUUCCCCAAAUUCGAUAGUCCUUAUACUGCCCCGACACUUUUUCUGGGUGGGGGCAAUUCUCCUUAUAUCAGUGACAAGGAAUAUCCCGAGAUUAAGCGGUUAUUUCCCAAUUCUGUCAUUGACCAUGUUCCUGGAGCUGGCCAUUGGAUCCAUGCUGAGAAACCACAUGACUUUAUAAAUGCCAUCUGUGCAUUCCUGGGAACCAGUUAGCAAUGGAUGAUGGACUAAAUAGGAGCACCCUGCAGAGAGGUUCACUACUCAGACUCUGCUAAUUGCUUCUGCGGUGUUCAUUAAGUUCUGCAGUUCAUUUCGUGAGAUGUACAUUUGAGGUCAAUCAACUGAGCACAAAUUAAUGAUUCAAUGCCACCCUAUAUUUUAAAUAUACAUUAAUAAAAACAUAUUGGAACUUA
Molecule: messenger RNA, 1153 nt
Organism: Hemiscyllium ocellatum (epaulette shark)
Lineage: Eukaryota; Metazoa; Chordata; Chondrichthyes; Orectolobiformes; Hemiscylliidae
Gene: abhd11
Product: abhydrolase domain containing 11
Exons: 6
Coding region: 33-953 (306 amino acids)
Cellular component (GO): mitochondrion
Molecular function (GO): catalytic activity
Source: RefSeq, a predicted model, not a curated record